AGGAAGACGUGAGGAUGUAAUGUUAAAUUGUUACGUGUCUCUUUGUCACUUGAUCCUUUUUAUUUUUUACCAUAGUCAGAGGCCUCCAUUGUGGUAUAUGCAUUGGGAGAAGCCUCGGUGUCCCUUCGGGGGGAAAUAGUGGAAAUUGGAAGCCGAAAAAAGAGACUGCAGAAGUGAACGUGAUUAAGUAUCUAGAACUGAACUCACCUGAAAAGUGAAACUUAUAGUCAAAAGAAAACAGUGUGAAGAGAGAGUGAACAUUAAUGAGUGAGUGAAAACUCCUGCAUUGGCGUGAGAGUAGAUCCUUCAGAGAAUAGAACAAACCUAUAGAAACAGUUAAACCAGUCCCGAAAAGAGCGUGGAGAAGGCAAGAAAAGAUGUCAGGAAGGCGGAAAGUGUCAGCCGAGUGGAAAAAGAGAGUGAAGAGCGAGUACACGCGGCUAAGGUCCCUCAAGAAGUUCAAAAGGGCUGACGAGAUCAAGGCGGCGUGGAACCAGAACAGGGCUCACCUCAAUGAGUUACUGGAGCAGGAAGACCAGACGAUGAUAGGGAUGGGACCAGUGUGGGUGUGCUCUGUGGAGGCGCCCCCACACCAGGCAGUCAUGAGAAGAACCCAUGUAACCUCCUCCUGCUCCGAGCCCCUCUCUGUCCCCAUCAGGACCAUCAGUGCUGUUAAUCCCAUACCCACCAUGUACACUUGGGCCCCACUCCAGCAGAAUUUCAUGGUUGAAGAUGAGACUGUCCUGCACAAUAUCCCGUACAUGGGUGAUGAAGUGCUUGAUCAGGAUGGCAAAUUCAUUGAGGAACUCAUACGCAAUUAUGAUGGAAAAGUUCAUGGAGACCGAGAGACUGGAUUUAUUGAUGAUGAGAUAUUUGUGGAACUUGUUGAUACUCUUGUACAGCAGUAUCAGGUAAGUAUUUGCUUUGAUGUGAUUUGA
Molecule: messenger RNA, 938 nt
Organism: Penaeus monodon (black tiger shrimp)
Lineage: Eukaryota; Metazoa; Arthropoda; Malacostraca; Decapoda; Penaeidae
Product: histone-lysine N-methyltransferase E(z)-like
Exons: 3
Coding region: 378-938 (186 amino acids)
Biological process (GO): chromatin remodeling
Molecular function (GO): histone methyltransferase activity
Source: RefSeq, a predicted model, not a curated record